UUUUUUGGGGGUGAGAUUUAUCUAUGUAGGUUUGGGGCAUUUUGUUGACUUUUACGUUUUUGUUAUCUGGACGACGGCUAGACUCUUUUGCCCUCCCGUCCUUUAUUUUUUUUUUCCAUCAACAAAACACAACCAACUGCUAGAGGGACACGUUUUCCCUCACCUCUUCCAGAGUAAUGAACAGUUUCUUUGCCGGUCGCCCGCUCUUGCGAUCGUCUCGCCUGACACUCCUCCCAACCCGCACCACAACAAACAUUCUCGCAAUGGCCUCUUCACGUGCAUACUCGACAACCCCUUCCAAAAUCGUUGUCCAAAACCCCAUUGUCGAACUCGACGGCGACGAAAUGACGCGCAUCAUUUGGAAGUGGAUUAAAGACAAGCUCAUCUUUCCAUACCUGUCUCUUCCAAUCAAGUACUAUGACCUUGGUGUUGAGUACCGGGACAAGACGAACGAUCAAGUCACGAUUGAAGCUGCUGAAGCGAUCAAAAAGUAUCAUGUUGGUAUAAAGUGUGCGACGAUUACGCCUGAUGAAGCUCGGGUGCAAGAGUUUGGGUUGAAGCAAAUGUGGAAGAGUCCUAAUGGGACCAUUAGGAAUAUUUUGGGGGGAACGGUGUUUAGGGAACCCAUCUUGUUGAAGAAUGUGCCGAGGUUGGUCCCUGGAUGGAAACAUCCGAUUAUUAUUGGACGUCAUGCGUUUGGUGAUCAGUACAGGGCCACCGACUUUAUUGCCGACGAGCCCGGAACAUUUGAAAUGACCUUCCGCCCCAAAUCCGGCGGUCCACCCAAAACCUUUACCGUCUACGAAUUCCAAGGCCGCGGCGUCGGAAUGGGCAUGUACAAUACCGACGAAUCCAUUUACGGAUUCGCCCAGAGUUGCUUUGAAAUGGCGCUUGCCCGUAAAAUGCCUCUGUACCUCUCGACCAAAAACACCAUUUUGAAAAAAUACGAUGGACGAUUCAAGGAUAUUUUCCAACAAGUCUACGAAAAAGACUAUGAAUCGUCCUUUAAGGCCGCUGGUAUCUGGUACGAACACCGCCUCAUUGACGAUAUGGUCGCGCAAGCCCUCAAAUCCCCCGGAAACUUCAUCUGGGCCUGCAAAAACUAUGAUGGGGACGUUCAAUCCGAUACCCUUGCCCAAGGCUUUGGAUCCCUCGGUCUCAUGACAUCAGUCCUCUUGACGCCCGAUGGCAAGACAAUGGAAUCCGAAGCGGCUCAUGGAACUGUUACGCGUCAUUAUCGGGAACACCAAAAGGGCAAGGAAACGAGUACGAAUUCCAUUGCGAGUAUCUUUGCUUGGUCAAGGGGAUUAGCUCAUCGUGCGAAAUUGGAUGGGAAUGAUCGGUUGAAGGCUUUUUGUGCCGAGUUGGAAAAAGCUUGUGUCGAGACGGUUGAAAAGGAUAAUAUCAUGACCAAGGAUUUGGCCUUGUCGAUUCAUGGACAGGGUUUGAAACGUGAGCACUAUGUCACCUCGGAGGAAUUCAUUGACCACGUUGCCAAGCGCCUUGCAGGAGCCCUUCAAUCGCAAGCUAAAUUGUAAAACCGCACACAACACACACUUUUAUUUUUUUUUUUUGUAGCGUGCAUUGCAUGUAGAACCAACAAGAUAGUAUUUAGAAUCCAUGGCAUGAUGUUUAAUAAACCAUUUACAUAACCAACA
Spizellomyces punctatus DAOM BR117 is the source of this 1658-nucleotide messenger RNA. Its product is annotated as isocitrate dehydrogenase [NADP]. The coding region runs from base 177 to 1538 and encodes 453 amino acids. Gene Ontology annotation, molecular function: magnesium ion binding; NAD binding; isocitrate dehydrogenase (NADP+) activity. Gene Ontology annotation, biological process: isocitrate metabolic process. Gene Ontology annotation, cellular component: mitochondrion. The record is from RefSeq and is a predicted model, not a curated record. The transcript has 4 exons. NCBI's taxonomy places the organism in Eukaryota, Fungi, Chytridiomycota, Chytridiomycetes, Spizellomycetales, Spizellomycetaceae.